Panonychus citri (citrus red mite) is the source of this 2424-nucleotide messenger RNA. RefSeq names its product zinc finger CCCH domain-containing protein 11A-like. The transcript has 2 exons. Lineage: Eukaryota; Metazoa; Arthropoda; Arachnida; Trombidiformes; Tetranychidae. The coding region runs from base 357 to 2303 and encodes 648 amino acids. Gene Ontology annotation, molecular function: metal ion binding. The record is from RefSeq and is a predicted model, not a curated record.
CGAUCAGCUGAUUGGUUUUUCUUUUCAUGGAAAAAAUUUAGUUGAUUCAUAGAUGAAUUUUGUUAACUCAAUUUUCAAUUGUUUACUUUUUUUAUUCUUCCUGUUUAUACAAUUAAUCUACUGUCAACUUCACAAUUUAAUUGAUGUUCCAAUUGUGAUUAAUUCUGUAAUUUGAUUUCUUUUUUUCCAAUUUUCUUUUUUUCAGAUUUUUCUCUUACACUUUCUCACUCGCUGCUCUUUUUAGUGGAAUCCAUUUCUCCCUCUUUAUCCAUUGGCUUUUUAUUACUUGGAACCUUCUUUUCUUGUGUGGUUGAUUUGUCUUUAAUUUUAAUUGGAUUGAUUGAAGUCUCUAUGUAAUGUCAACCAAUAUCGUUAAAUCGGCUGAUGAUUGUUACUUUUUUUUCAAUGCGACUUGUACCAAAGGCGAUGCUUGUCCCUUCCGGCAUUCCAAUGCUGCCUAUGGUUCCGAUGUUGUCUGUAGUUUCUGGAGAGAAGGUAAAUGUUUCAAAGGAAUUUCCUGUAAAUAUCGUCACAUGGAGAUCAGAAAAACACGUAAUAUGGUUGAAUGUUUCUUCGAGAGACAACCCGGUGGAUGUAAAAAGCCUCAUUGUCCUUUCCUUCACUCUAGUAGAUCACAAACAUCGAGAUCAACCGGUGAAGAUGGUGAUGGAAUCAAUAGUGAACUCGUUGAUCCGCAAAUUACUUCCAGUGAACAAUUUAAUAGUAAAUCAAUUUCAUCUUUAACUGACCCGGAGACUAAAGGAGGAGAGGGCGUUGGAUGUGGUGGUGGUGGUGGUGAAUUAACCAUCACAUCAGAGACCAAUCCGAAUGAAAGUUAUCUUAAACCUUGUUCAACUCCACCAUUUUCACCCAAUUCUUUGACUACCAAACUAUUACCUACUUCGCCCUCUUCCACAGCGGCAACCAUUGGAUCGGAACCUGUAUCGUUUAGUAUUGACAUUGCUGAAGAAUCGGAAAACGAACCGGAAGACAUUGGUCACCUUGAGAGAAAAUCAGUCAAAUUAACAUCAAGUAAUCAGAAUAUUGAAAAAAAUUUUGGUAUCAAAACCUUGGAACAAAUUAGAAUGGAAAAAGUUUUCCGAUCAAAUGAUGUGAAUAAACAAACAUCGGAACCAGAACAUUCGGGCACAUCUAGUAAACAGUUUCGAGUUAAAUUAAAAAGGAAAUCAAUUUCAACUAAUAGUAAUACAAUAACCUCUACCUCGCCUGGAGGAUUAUCCACCAUCACCACCAAUACCACUGCCGUUAAUGAGAAUGAAAGUAAAUUGUCCAAUCCUGGUUUUGGAAUAAAAUCUCUUGAUGAGAUACGUCGAGAAAAGGAGCAAAAUAUACAGACCAGUUCGAUAAAAAUGUCCACUGAUUGUGAAAAAGAAGAUGAUAAACCCAAGAAAGUGAUUAAAAUUAAACGAACUCAUAUAGAAAUCAAUAAACCAAGUGAACCGCCGUCAAAAGUUGUUAAGAUUAACACACUGCCAGUCUAUGGACAUGAAAGUGUUUCAACUAAUCCAGUUACCAAAUGUAAUUUAUCACCAAUUAAAGCAACUACAUCAACAAAAGUACAAUCACAAUCACCUCAAAGGAAACAAAUCAGAUUAACUCCACCAACACCAAAACAAACAUCGACCUGUUCAGAUUCAUUAAAAUCACCAAAACAAUCCCUACGAUUGAAAUUGAAAUCAACACCAAAACUAACAGCAACUCCGAAACCAAAAUCAAUUGCUGAACCAGUGCCAGUUAAACAACUAGAAGUUAAAUCACCUAAAGUUAAAUUACAACUAAAAAAACUGACAAUUAGCCCAAAAAAAGAGUCAACAAUUAAAAUUGAUGAUAAUGAACAAAAUUCAACCAAUCUAAGCAACUCAACUGAUAGAGAUAAAAAUGAAUCAUUGGAAACUGUUAAUUCCCUUUGUUCAAUUAACCAACAACAACAAGAUGAUUAUAAUGUUAUCACUGAUGAUGAUUAUGACGAUGAUUUUAAAGAUGGUGAAUAUAAUUCGGAAUCAUCAUCAAAUUUAUCAUUAAAAUUGGAAGAUAAACCGAUUGAGAAAAGGAUAAUCAUAUCACCAUCGAAAAGUCAAGAUGAAUCCAAAGAAAAGGAAAGGAUUGUUGAUGACGAUUUAACUGGUAACAUGGAACAAUCAAAUUCUCCAUCAAAAAAUGAUGAUGAUCUAUUAGAAGAAGAUGAUCUUCUAGCCGAUGGAGAAUCAGCUCCUGAUGAUGUAGCCAUUGAAGAUGAAGAUGAUGAAUUUUUAAAAGAAAUAGAACAUGUUAUCAACAGUUAAAAUCCACCAAAAGGAAUUAAAUUUUUUUGAUCUUCUCUUUAACUUGUUGUGUAUAAAUUUCAUCUCAUUUGUAAUUUGUUUCCACCAUAGAUUCAAUAUUAAGUAUCUUUUUUAACCAAAA